AUGAACACCUAUGAUCCAUUUAUUACACAAACAUGUGAUUGUAUGACUGAGUUUCAUAUAAAGGGUUGCAACAAUCAUUGUUUCUUGAGGGGAAAGAAAACAGCAGUGAAGAAAAGCUUUCAACUUUGAAACAACAACACAGGAUGCAUCCUUUCUUCCUGCUCUGUAUCGCGGUGACGGGCUCCAUUGCCUGGGCUCACCCUCAUCUCUCUCCUAUCUCCUCAGAACUGGUCAGCUUUAUUAACAAAGCCAACACCACAUGGACGGCCGGACACAACUUCCAUAAAGUUGACAUCAGCUAUGUGAGAGGGCUUUGUGGGACCAUCCUGAAUGGACCCAAGCUGCCAGAGAGGGUUCAUAAUAUCAAAGGCAUAAACAUCCCCGACAGCUUUGACUCACGCCAGCAGUGGCCCAAUUGUCCCACCAUCCAACAGAUCAGAGACCAGGGCUCAUGUGGAUCUUGCUGGGCUUUUGGGGCAGCGGAAGCAAUAUCUGACCGGCUGUGUAUCCAAAGUGGUGGUCAUGUCUCUGUGGAGAUCUCUGCUGAAGAUCUACUCACCUGCUGUGAUGAUUGUGGAAUGGGCUGCUUCGGUGGUUACACCUCAGCUGCUUGGGAGUUCUGGACAAAGGCUGGUCUUGUGACAGGAGGCCUAUAUAACUCCAACAUUGGUUGCAGACCCUACACUAUUGCCUCCUGUGAACAUCACAUAAAUGGAACUCGUCCUCCGUGCCAGGGCGAAACAGAGACCCCUAAAUGUGUGCAGCAAUGCACCGAUGGAUAUUCUCUGUCAUACCCGAAGGACAAACACUUUGGCCGGCACUCUUACAGCAUCCCAUCACAGCAGGAGCAGAUCAUGACAGAGCUGUAUAAGAACGGGCCCGUGGAGGCAUCUUUUAGUGUCUAUGAGGAUUUUCUGCAGUAUAAAUCUGGCGUGUAUCAACAUGUGACUGGCGAAAUGCUUGGGGGUCACGCCAUAAAGCUCCUAGGCUGGGGGGAGGAGAAUGGCACCCCCUACUGGCUGGCUGCAAACUCCUGGAACAAUGACUGGGGAGAUAAAGGUUUCUUCAAAAUCAGACGUGGAAAUGAUGAAUGUGGAAUUGAGUCUGAGGUGGUCGCAGGAAUCCCCCUCAACUAGAUCAUUUAAAAAAUGUGUUGGAGCUUCUUUGUAAAAUUCAAGACCGGAAGCCACAUGAUAUGUAAACUAAUGUCAAGAUUUUAUAACAACAACAUGAUAACAGUUCAUUUACAGAAGCCUUUUUUAUAAUAGAGCCUGGAGCAGGAAUCUGAAUUUAUUUUGGAAAGUGUUUCCACUCAAUUUUACUUGAAGCAUUUAAAGCCACAAAUGUGAGUUAGAACCUGAUUUUCUUUAGUCGUUUCCACACAUUAUUGUAUCAAAAUAAAUUACAGGAAUGACCCUUACAUCCAUAUACAUCAUUAAGCUCUCUUUUAUUUUUUAGCACUCAAUAAAACAAAAAAUUAAACAUGA
Messenger RNA from Girardinichthys multiradiatus, 1487 nucleotides. Its product is annotated as cathepsin B-like. The transcript has 10 exons. Gene Ontology annotation, molecular function: cysteine-type endopeptidase activity. Gene Ontology annotation, cellular component: lysosome. Lineage: Eukaryota; Metazoa; Chordata; Actinopteri; Cyprinodontiformes; Goodeidae. The record is from RefSeq and is a predicted model, not a curated record. Gene Ontology annotation, biological process: regulation of catalytic activity. Bases 144 to 1136 code for a protein of 330 amino acids.